Molecule: messenger RNA, 1916 nt
Organism: Solea senegalensis (Senegalese sole)
Lineage: Eukaryota; Metazoa; Chordata; Actinopteri; Pleuronectiformes; Soleidae
Product: dopamine D2-like receptor
Exons: 2
Coding region: 43-1719 (558 amino acids)
Biological process (GO): G protein-coupled receptor signaling pathway
Cellular component (GO): membrane
Molecular function (GO): G protein-coupled receptor activity
Source: RefSeq, a predicted model, not a curated record
UAUGGACACAGAACUGAACAUGCUGACUUUUUGAAUCUGGAGAUGAGAGGCGAGCCUACGCGUGCAUGGGACUCUGGGAACAACACCAUUUGGAGGGACUACAUCGACAUCACCUUUGUGGUGGCAAACAGCUUGGUUCUGUUGGUAACAUCUGCUGUCGGAAUUGCUGCAAACAUCUUUGUGAUACUGGCAGUGUAUCACCAGAAGUCCCUGCAAACGUCGAAUAACGCACUCGUGGUCAACCUUGCGAUAAUAGACAUUCUGCGGUGUGCCUUCGACUGCCCCGUCCUCCUGAGCAUUGUUUUAGCUGUGCACGAAAAAGGACGCGUGAACGAGUUGAUCUGUGACGCACAAGUGGCCUCUUUUUCCUUCAGCUGCUGUGUCCAGCUGCUGACACUGGCGUGCCUGAGCGCAGAGAGACACCAGGCCAUCGCACAUCCUUUCAAAACCAGUCAACGAAAAAAACGGUUGACAGUGCUGAUUCCUCUUACAUGGAUCUUGUCUUUUCUGGUGGCUGUUUGCUGUCUCCUUUUUGUCAAGGACUCACCGGUGCACGUGAGUUGCAGAGGAUUACAGAGGGAAACAUCCGGCUCGUAUGACACCUUUGGACUUUAUAUGCUGCUCCCACUGUGGGCGGUCUGCUUUGGUGUUAUCAUUGGAUUCUAUGCGAGCAUAUUUAACCUUGUGAGAGCUCACAAUCGCAAAAUAUUUGACAAAGGCACUUUGCCACCUGCUAAAAAACCUGAAAUGGAAGAUAAACAAAAGAAAGAGGAGAUCACAGCAGUGGAAAAUGGAACGUCUGAACAAAAUCAAAAACCUCCACCUGUUGCUCAGGGGGAGCCAGUGAUGCACGCUGAACAGAGUUCAUCAAAGAAAGAUACCGUUCUCCAGACCUCAGUGACAGCGGCACACUGUGUCUCCAGCUCAGAGAAGGAUGAAGAGUUUGAAAAAAUUGUGAUAACCGACUUGGAAACAGAACAACCAUGUCCCACCGUAACAGAAGAGAAAUCGUUGAAAACACAGCAGUCCCAACCCAGUGCCACGAGAAUUGACGCAGCACCAUCCAAUGAAGGUGGAGCUGGCAGUGUUAAGAGCUCGACUGCAGAGCCACAGGCGGUGUUAAGCAAUGUUAACACAGAAGCAAAAGAGAAAGAGCAAAUGAACCAAGCAUCCACUGAAAUGAUAGAAACCAGCCCUCAUGUCCCGUCUUCUGCACAGUUAACAGGUCCUGAAUCUACUUCCCUUUUACUGAGUAACCCAAAACAAGCCGAGGACAGCAAUGGAGGAGAAGCCAUGGCUGCCACAUCAGACCAGGUGUCAACAUUACCUCCAGUCUCAGGCAACGCUCCGGAAGCAGUUGACGCAAUUCCAAAUAUCGAGGCGGAAGGCGCCGUUUGCAUGAUGCCUCCCAAAGCGAAUAAAGAGAGAGCAAAAAAGAAGAAGGAGAGUAAAAUGGCUAAACGUGCCGGUUACAUCAUCGUAACGUUCGUCUUAUUCUGGCUCCCACUGAUCUCAACGAUCUUAGUGAAUUACUUUGUCCACAAAAACAAGAAUCCACAGAGAAGCACCAUUCGGCACGUGGAGGUCCUGUCGGUGUCUGUUUCCUGUAUCACGUCACUGACCGACCCAAUAAUCUACGCCGCAGUGAACCCUCAGUUUCGGACCGAAUUCACCAGACUAACAAACAAGGUUAAAUCCACGUUCAGUAAGAAUGGAUAGACAAUAUGACCACAUUUAAUAUUCACUGUGAAUAUGCGACAACUUAUGUAACCCCAGACACCCAAAGUGUGAAUUUUGUUUGGGCGUAAAAGGCCCAUUUACUUCACAUGCUGCUGCUGCUGCUGCUGCUGUGUUAUCCUAUAUUUUAUGCAGUCUGACAUCUCAGCACGCUGGAGCCGAGGUGCCGCAUGCUGUGA